AUGGAUCUCGAGAGUGAAGCGAAGGGCGAUGACGAGGCCCAUGAGGAAGGCGCGGGCGAGCAGCGCGAUAUGCACGCCGAAGUCAAGGAAGCCAGUCCGAUGCGGGCGAGCGAGGAGGCUGCGCCAGGCGCGGCAGAAAUAGGCGGGAAGGAUGGUGCGCGGAACCAGACGCGUGGUGAAGAAGGCAACGACGACAGGAGGCGUAGCCGUGGAUCGCGCUCGCCAACCCCCCAUCAGCACCACGACCAGAAUCAUGGUGGCGAGAGGCAUGCGUCAGAUCCGCGGCUGCAGCAAGACAAGAGGCGCGACGGCGGGCAUCGCUCGCCAGAUCCGCGGCUGCAGCGUGACGAGAGGCGCGGCGGCGACCAUCGCUCGCCAGAUCCGCGGCGGCAGCGUGACGAGAGGCGUGGCGGCGACCAUCGCUCGCCAGAUCCGCGGCUGCAGCGUGACGAGAGGCGCGGCGGCGACCAUCGCUCGCCAGAUCCGCGGCUGCGGCGUGACGAGAGGCGUGGCGGCGGCUACCGCUCGCCAGAUCCGCGGCGGCAGCGCGAGGACAGACGUGACGGCGGCAACCGCUCGCCAGAUUCGCGGCAGCAGCGUGAGGACAGGCGCGACGGCGGCUACCGCUCGACUGAUAUCCGCGGAGGUAUCACGGCGGGAGGAGCGAGAGGGGCUCACGCUCACCAGAUCUGCAGCGCUAUCAUGAUGGGAGGAGCAGAGAUGUCCAGCGCUCGCCUGACGCGCAACGGCAUCCUGGAGGAGGGUGGAGAGGCGAGGCGCGCUCGCCGGAUUGGCGGCAGCCGCUUGAGGAGAGUCACGGGGGCAGACAUCGCUCGCCACCGCGGCAGCGGAGCAGGGAUAUAA
Messenger RNA from Closterium sp. NIES-65, 864 nucleotides. Lineage: Eukaryota; Viridiplantae; Streptophyta; Zygnematophyceae; Desmidiales; Closteriaceae. The record is from the annotation of a GenBank genome assembly.